UUUAGUCGGUGAGCGAGAGUGCGUACGAGCGAGUGACGUUCGGGCUACACGGGACGCCUUUGCCCCUCUGCAGUCGACGCGUCCGGCCACCGUGGCGGCAGCGUCCUCCGUGGGGGUCUCCCCGCCGCUGCCACCGCCGCCACCUCCGGCUCCCCGCAUCAAAAAGUUCAGCAUCUACCGCUGGGACCCGGACAAGAGCGGCGACAAGCCCAGGGUGCAGACUUUCGACGUGGACCUGAACGCCUGUGGGCCCAUGGUUCUGGACGCGCUGAUCAAGAUCAAGAACGAGGUCGACCCCACGCUGACCUUUCGCCGGUCCUGCAGGGAAGGAAUCUGCGGGUCGUGUGCCAUGAACAUCGACGGCAUCAACACGCUCGCCUGCACCUGCAAGAUCGACACGGGCCUGGGCAAGGCGUCGCGUGUCUACCCCCUGCCGCACAUGUACGUCAUCAAGGACCUGGUUCCCGACAUGAGUAACUUCUACGCUCAGUACAAGUCCAUCGAGCCGUACCUCAAGAAGCGAGAUGAGUCCCAUGAAGGCGAAGCUCAGUACCUCCAGUCGGUUGAGGACCGAGACAAACUGGAUGGUCUCUACGAGUGCAUCCUGUGUGCCUGCUGCAGCACCAGCUGCCCCAGCUACUGGUGGAACGCUGACAAGUACCUGGGUCCCGCCGUGCUCAUGCAGGUACUCACCCCCACCCCCCGACCCCCGACCCCCGACCCCUGA
This is a messenger RNA of Lethenteron reissneri (Far Eastern brook lamprey), 727 nucleotides long. It is a transcript of the gene SDHB, whose product is annotated as succinate dehydrogenase complex iron sulfur subunit B. The record is from RefSeq and is a predicted model, not a curated record. NCBI's taxonomy places the organism in Eukaryota, Metazoa, Chordata, Hyperoartia, Petromyzontiformes, Petromyzontidae. Gene Ontology annotation, molecular function: electron transfer activity; oxidoreductase activity; 2 iron, 2 sulfur cluster binding. Gene Ontology annotation, cellular component: mitochondrial membrane. Gene Ontology annotation, biological process: tricarboxylic acid cycle; aerobic respiration; respiratory electron transport chain.